Molecule: messenger RNA, 2174 nt
Organism: Pelagomonas calceolata
Lineage: Eukaryota; Pelagophyceae; Pelagomonadales; Pelagomonadaceae
Source: the annotation of a GenBank genome assembly
AGACAACAAGGUGGAGGUCGCAGGCACUCAUCACUUCUCCUGCGUCGUCCGCCGUGAACAGAGACGCUCGAAUAGUUCAUCUCGAUCCCAGCAUCUAUCGCAGAAAUGCGCAGGGCCGCCCUCGUAGCGGCGCGGGCCGCCACGCGAACGCCACCGCGAGUGCGCCAGCAGCACGCCGCGGCCUGGCGCCCCCACCAAGCGCCGCAGCCCCAGACGCGCCCCUUCGUCUCCUUCUUACGAACGAGACGCCUGAAAGCUCUGGAACGGGCCGCCGACGCGAACCCGGCCGACGGCGCCGCGCAGAUGGCGUUCGUGAGGGAACUGGGCAAGACGCACCCGGAGGCGGCCCUGCGGCGCAUCGAAGCUUUGGAUCCGGCGCGGCAAGCCGCCCUGCUGGAACCGCUGACGCGCGAGUACCUCAAAGCCUUGGUCGCGACGGGCCGCGUCGACACGAUGGCCCUCGCGGACGUACGAAAGCGCCUCCUCGCCACGGCCGCCGCCACGAAAGCGAGCGCCGAGGCGGGCAUGAGCGCCGCCGCACCGGUUGCGGGUUUAGCGGCGGUGGGCACGGCCGCGAAUCCUGUGCAAGUGGCGGUCGUCCAGGCCGGGUGGAAGUCGCAGUUGUGGCGGACCGUGCGCGUGCUGGCCGUCGCGUUUUUGGCUUUGAGUGCUUUUGGGGCGUUGUUGGACGAGAAGGGCGUGUCGUCGAGGUUAGGGGCUACGUCUUCCGCGGUUCACACUGCGGAAAGCAGCGACAAGCGCUUUUCCGACGUCUGUGGCGUCGACGAGGCGAAAGCUGAGUUAGAAGAAAUCGUAAUGUACCUGAAAGAUCCGGGGCGGUUCACAAGAUUGGGCGGCAAACUCCCGAAGGGUUGUCUGCUCAUGGGUCCUCCUGGUACUGGUAAGACCUUGCUAGCGAGAGCCAUCGCAGGAGAAGCAGGAGUACCAUUCUUUUAUGCCUCAGGAAGCGAGUUCGAGGAGAUGUAUGUUGGUGUGGGGGCGCGACGCGUGCGCGAUUUGUUUGAUGCAGCGAAGAAACGCUCCCCAUGCAUCGUCUUCAUCGACGAGAUCGACGCGAUUGGCGCCUCACGCCAUCUCAAGGAGCAGCAGGCCAUGAAGAUGACCCUGAAUCAACUGUUAGUUGAGAUGGACGGCUUCGAGCAGAACCAGGGGGUUAUUGUGAUCGGCGCGACGAACAUCGCCGAUUCCUUGGAUCCGGCGUUGUUGCGACCUGGACGAUUUGAUAGACAUGUCGCGGUACCUCUACCGGACAUCGAAGGCAGAAAGCAGAUCCUGCAGUUACAUGCGUCGAAAGUACCCCUAGAUCCCAAGGCGGACCUCACGACGCUAGCCAAGGGCACGCCGGGCAUGUCCGGUGCUGAUCUCAGUAAUUUAGUGAACCAGGCCGCGUUAAAAGCGGCUCUAGAUGGUCUUGAGUCAGUAACAGCGUCAGCCUUGGAUUAUGCCAAAGAUAAGAUCCUGAUGGGUGCCGAGCGAAAGUCCGCUGUUUUGUCGGAAGAAACUAUCAGGAUGACGGCCUUUCAUGAGGGUGGGCAUGCUCUCGUAGCGUUGCAUACGCCUGGCGCGGACCCGGUCCAUAAGGCGACCGUGAUGCCGCGGGGCCAGGCAUUAGGUAUGGUCCAGCAACUGCCCGAAGGGGACCAGACGUCCUUCACGAAGCGGCAGAUGCUCGCGAGGAUGGACGUCUGCAUGGGCGGGCGGGUCGCCGAAGAACUUGUGUACGGAGCAGACGAAGUGACCUCUGGGGCCUCGUCCGACAUCGUCCAAGCCACGCGGCUCGCGCGAAAUAUGGUCACGAAGUGGGGCUUUAGUGACGAGGUUGGGGUUGUGUAUCAUUCCGGGAAGGUGGGUGCGGACCACUCGCCGUCGCCGGAGACGCAAGCUGCUAUUGAUUUAGAAGUGAAGCGGCUGUGCGAGGCGUCUUAUGCACGCGCUACCAAAAUCCUGACGGAUCAUAGGGAUGAGUUGGAUCUCGUGGCGCAUGCGCUUAUCGCAAGGGAAACAUUAUCGGGCGCGGAGUUGAAAGAAGUGAUUGGGAUGGGCGUUGCCAAAGCACCAAAGCCGCCGCUGGUGCCCGAGGUGAGCAUCAAGCCGCCGCGGCUGAAGCCUGCGGCGACGGCCGGCGCGGCCGCCGCCUAAGUAGCUAGUCUGUA